Messenger RNA from Petromyzon marinus (sea lamprey), 2397 nucleotides. It is a transcript of the gene BBIP1, whose product is annotated as BBSome interacting protein 1. Gene Ontology annotation, biological process: receptor localization to non-motile cilium; cilium assembly. Gene Ontology annotation, cellular component: BBSome. The record is from RefSeq and is a predicted model, not a curated record. NCBI's taxonomy places the organism in Eukaryota, Metazoa, Chordata, Hyperoartia, Petromyzontiformes, Petromyzontidae.
ACCACAACACAAACACACCACCAAUACCACAACAACAACACCACCACACCACCAAUACCACAACAACAACACAAUCACACCACCAAUACCACAGCGAUACAACAACAACCACCACCACAGGGACCAGUGCUGCAGAAGGAGAGCCAUCAACACUUCACCAGGCACUCUCACACCACGCAGUGCUAUCGCUUGGCGGUGCAGCAGCGGAGGAGACGGAGGCGCGUUUCGCAGGGGGAUGUUCAAGGAGGUGCUGCCCAAGCAAGGCCAGCUGUCCGUGGAGGGCUCCCCGAGUCUCGCCAUGUGCAAGCCCAAGCUGCUGCCCCUCAAGUCGCUGACGCUCGAGCGCAUGGAGCAGCUGCAGCGCGACGCGCAGCAGGAGGUGCGCAUCGCUCAGCAACACGAGCAGCAGCAGCAGCAGCAAGAGGAGCAGCAGGAAGAGCAGCAGCAGCAGCAAGAGGAGCAGCAGCAGGAAGAGCAGAGCGAGCAGUAGUAUCAACAGCAGGAGCGUGAUGAAGGAGCAAGAGGGGCAGCAGGAGGAUGAGUAGCAAGCGUUUGACAGAGCAGACCGAGUCUGUAACCCCGACCGAGAGCUCCCUCUCGUGAUGCUAUCACAGAGUUCCCAACCUUUACACGAUUGGCGUUUGCUCGAGCAUAACGACGUCGUUACUCAUUGUUUUUUUUCGGUAAAGUCACGUAUGUAGAAAUACAAUAAAAUUAUAUUAAAACAAAAAAAACAAUCACGACGUUUCGAUCACAACGCAAGCGAUCUUCAUCAGGUGACGUCGUUACUGUACGGUAAAAGGAUGAUGAUGAUGAUGAUGAACCCAGUGACCGACACGUAUUGAAGGUUAACACAAACACACCCAGGCUGUUUGUCAUGAGCUGGACCAACACGUUUGAAACGUAUUUAUGAGAGUCAAAGCCUUUACAGUAAUCAAGGGCAGUGCGUUAGCACUCUGGUGUUGCCACUGCACUGCCGAGCCAGGGAUGCAAUGAUGGCACGCUCGACAGCGACAUUCAAAUCUGUUCUCCUUAACUGAGGUUACAACUCGUGUUGGGCAGCCGAGCACACAGCCUGGCUAAUGCAUCUACCACGCAGCUACUUGGGCCGAGUUUUCCGGAAGGUGUUGGGAACAUGAGGCUGCACUUGCAUCCGGCAGUCAGUGAGCAAAGCCCGCUUGCCCAGCUGGCUGCACGACGCCAUGGUGCUGCAUGGCAGCGCCUGAAUCUUGCGAGGAUUUGGGGCGGAGGUGUUGGGUCACCGUGGCCGGUGUGGGGUUACCGGUCCUCGCUUGCAGGCGUCCAGUCGCGGUUGCCCUGGCUGAUGGGGAUUUAAUUGGGGUGGGGGUGGUGAUGGUUCGCAGCUCACUGCAUUGGCCGGUCAGCACUGGCCAUGUUCAGGGGUUGAUUGGCGACUUCAAGUCUAUAUUAAUAAACCCGUAUGUAAACAUCGACUUCUUACUAUUCUCACACAUUUACCCAGGAAAGCCUCACUGGGUCUCAACACUUUUUCAGGAGGAUCCGGCCAAGUGUUUGCAGUAGCGACCGAUGAUUAUCGAAAUCCCAGUUGAAUAAUUUGCAGGUAUUGUUUUAAGCACUGGGAUGUUUGGCCAAUACCAGUUAUACUGCGUGUGGGUGUUUAGCUAUAGGAGUAAACCCAUGCGGAACAGGGGGAGAACAUAUAAACUAUUUUUGACUGCACCACCUGACGUUAUUGGCUUGGUGAUGCCGACAGAUUGGCCCGUGGUGGCUGCAGAAUCUCGUGGCGAAUUUCCGGCCGUGUGUGUCCCCUCCUCCACUGCGGUCUGUGUGCUCCAUCUCUGUGGAAUGCUCUCAUGAUGAUGCCAAUUCGUGUUUUCCUUGGGCCUCCUUUUGCGCCUUGUCCCGUCGAUGUGUCCAAACACACAAGGAUGUUCGGAAAGAUCGAUGUACCCGUCCGGGUGUUCGUGUGCAGAGGAGGACAGUAGUCUCCUGAAGGAUGUUUAUUAACAUCGUCUCUUAAGUUAAACGUGCGUUUAAAGACAAUGGACUACUGCAAUGCUUGUGUUGACCACCAGAGGGUGAAAGUCCUAUUCUUGGUUCUUUCGGUAGUCACGUAGAAGGGAAACAAUAAAAUAAUAAAUAAAACAUUUAUUGCUGUGGUUUUCACACCUGAUGAUGAUUGCUUGUGUUGCAGUCGAAACGUCGUGAGAAUUUGUGUUUUAUAUUUUGGUUUCCCUUAUACGUGACUUUACCGAAAGAACCAAGAAAAUGAAUCCCUGCAGUCACGAAAGCUUUAAAUCAAAAGGUGAAAGUCUUGUUAAUAGCUCGAGGAGAGCCCGAGUCUUGUGGAGGUCAUGGUCAAACCGGUUUUUGCUGAGGGAAAAUAAAACCAUCGUGGUGUUUGUGGUGAGAAUA